AUGAGUUCUCUACCUUCCUGCCAUCUCUGGGUUGCUGUAUGGCUCUUCCUCGGCGCGCUGGUACUUCCAAGCCCGCUUGAGCGGCGAGCAAUCGAUACCGCGACGUUCGAUAACCUCGCUUUCUUCGAGCAAUUCGCCGCUGCCUCAUAUUGCCAAGGCAAUACAGGCACUGCAGCCGGUGGCAAGUUAAUCACCUGCCCGAUUCCCGACAAGGCUGGCACGAGUAGCUGCCCCUUGGUCGAAGCAGACAAGGUGACUGCCGUCUACGAAUUCCAAAACUCCCUAAUAACAGACGUAACCGGCUACAUCGCCCUUGACACCGCCCGAUCGCUCAUCGUCCUCGCCUUUCGCGGCUCCAAAUCCCUCAGGAAUUGGAUCGCCGAUGUGACCUUCGGCGCCGGCACGCAGGAAGCCAUCUGCCCCGGCUGCGAAGUCUGGGAGGGCUUCGCCGAAUCCUGGAAUGAAGCCAAGACCGGCGUGCUCGCGGCCCUGAAAACCGCCGUUGCUGCUAAUCCUACUUUCAAGGUUGUGGUGACGGGCCAUUCGCUUGGUGGCGCUAUUGCUGUCAUUGCUGCGGCGGAGAUCAGGAAUGAGAUUGCGAACGCGGAUCUGUAUACGUAUGGCCAGCCGCGGAUUGGGAAGGCGAAGGUGAGUGAUUAUAUCACAGGCCAGGGGAAGGGGGCGAACUUCAGGGUUACGCAUAAGGAUGAUCCGGUGCCGAGAUUGCCGCCGCUGGCCCUGGGGUAUAAGCAUAUUAGUCCGGAGUAUUAUAUUGAUGUGGGUGAUGAGGAGGGGCCGUUCACGGCGGAUAGGUUUACCGUCUUCACAGGCGAUGCGAAUACGCAGGGAAAUGAGGGGCAUGCGUCAAAUCUUUUUGAUUGGUCGAGCCAUGGGUGGUAUUUCAAUGAGGUCGGAGCGUGUUAUAGCCAUGGUGGGUUUGAGUUCAAGACGUGA
Messenger RNA from Bacidia gigantensis, 954 nucleotides. RefSeq lists its product as uncharacterized. Bases 1 to 954 code for a protein of 317 amino acids. The record is from RefSeq and is a predicted model, not a curated record. The transcript has 3 exons. NCBI's taxonomy places the organism in Eukaryota, Fungi, Ascomycota, Lecanoromycetes, Lecanorales, Ramalinaceae. Gene Ontology annotation, biological process: lipid metabolic process.